AUGCAACGCGAGCACAGUCGUCGUGGCUUCUCUAUAUACGUUCAUCAGAAAGUUGUUCUGGAGAUUGAUUUCUCCGGUUCUCUCUGGGGUUACACGGAAAUCACCCUCAUUCCAACUAAUCACAAUCUGAGGACUAUUCAUCUGCACUCCAGGCAAUGCACGAUUCACUCUGUUACUGUCGCGUCACACUCAGCGGAUUUUGUUCACCAUGAUCCGCUCGCUCAGAUCAGCAUCUCAAAUCCUCAGGAUUGUCAUACUUAUCCAGAGCUGAAGCGGAAGAUAUAUUCUGCACUAGCCGAAGGUGAUGAGGGUGAACUGUCGAUUGCAAUUCCGAAGGAAGUUUCGAUUCGACAAACUGGCCAUGCAAACCACUCGCUUGCGAAUGCUGCUACGCCUGAGCCUCAUACCCCUGGCCCCUCUUCCCACACCCCUGCACCCACUCCCGAAUUCAUGCCCAUUGUAAUCCACAUUGACUUUAGCCUGAGAAACCCCGUGGAUGGCAUCCAGUUCGUGCUGCCCACCGACUCCUACCCAUAUCGCGUACCGCAUGCAUAUACGACACCAUCGUCCGCCGACGCUGCGAGAUGUUGGGUUCCAUGCAUCGACAGUUUGUGGGAGAAGUGCACUUGGGAGUUCGAAUUUGUAGUUCCUCGCUAUCUCGAAGAGCCUGAUCCUGGCCACCGCGGAGAGAAUAGUGAUUUUGAAGAGUCCCAGGAGUCUAUCCCUACGGUAGUUGUCUGCAGUGGCGACCUCGUGGAACAGGUUGCACAUCCUAACAACUCGAAUAAAACCAUCUUUUUGUUUUCUCAAGCAGUGUUGACGUCCGUGCAGCAUGUCGCCUUUGCUGCUGGCCCAUUCCAUGUGUAUCCAAUCCUGACAGAGCUCACAUCAGAGGAUACGUCUGGCAUAUCACAGCCUCUGAUGCAUGCGUUUUGUUUGCCUGGUCACGAAACUAUGCUCCAUUCGUCGAUUUCAUUCCUGCGUUCGGCGAUGAACUUCUACAGCACAGAGUUCGGUUCCUACCCGUUUGGGUCAUACAAAAUGGUUGCGGUGGACGAGAUGCCCGUUCAGCGCUUCGACAGCUCGACGCUUUCCAUAAUCAAUGUGGAUCUUCUUCACGGCGAGGACUCGAUUGAGCAGGUACUUGAGACCCGGCAAGCACUCAGUCAUGCCCUGGCCUGUCAAUGGAUGGGAAUCAACAUCCAACAGAAGACGUGGUCGGACACUUGGCUCGUAAAUGGUCUUGCGCUGUAUAUCACUGGCCUAUUCGUCCGCAAGCUCCUGGGAAAUAACGAGUACCGAUACAGACUCAAGCGGGACAUGCAACGAGUCGUCGAAUGGGACAACGGAUCGAUGCCGCCCAUCUGCCAACCACAGCUCAAUGAUCCCCCAGACUCUAUGGCGUUACCUUUUGUCAACUUGAAGGCGCCCCUCGUGCUGCACAUUUUGGAUCGACGUCUCGGCAAAUCUGGUACCUCACUUGGUCUUCCUCGUGUUCUCCCAAAGAUUUUUUUGUCAGCAAUGAGCGGAGAGUUGCAAAAUAAUGCUCUAUCGACGCACUCGUUCCUGCGUACAUGCAGGAAGGUCAGCGGGAUUGAUCUUCGGUCAUUCGCUGAGCAGUGGAUCUACGGCAGUGGUUGUCCAGCAUUCGGGUUCUCUGCUUCUUUCAACAGGAAGAAGAUGGCAGUCGAGAUCACCAUGCGACAAGAUUCGCCAGCAUAUAAGGCGCUCGAGUACAACGAGGUGUCGAAACUGUUGCACAAGCCCGUGCCAUUCUUUGAGGGCCAAAUGACUGUUCGGAUCCAUGAAGCGGAUGGCACUCCAUAUGAGCACGUUUUAGACAUUCGUUCGUCCUUCAAACGCUUUGAAGUCCCUUUCAACACGAAGUACAAACGUAUUCGACGAAACACUAAGAGAUACUUGGCACGACAAGCGGCUGCUCAGGCUGCAGCAGAAGGUGACGCCGAAGCUGCUGAAGCCAUGGGUCUAAUCGAUAUGGGUUUUGGACUCGAGAUUUGGGAAAAGGAAAAGGAGCGAGAAAACUGGAAGGUGGCUGACUGGACAGAGGAGGAUGAGCAGGUGAUGUCGGGUGCAACGUACGAAUGGAUCCGCAUGGACGCCGAUUUUGAAUGGAUCGCUGCUAUCGCUUUUGAACAGCCCGACUUUAUGUGGGUGUCGCAGUUGCAACGAGAUCGUGAUGUCGUUGCGCAGCUGGAAGCUGUUAAUGCUCUCGCAAAGCAAUCCACCGCCAUCGUUUCGAGCACAUUCACCAAGACAGUGCUCGUCUCCAAUUACUAUUAUCGCAUUCGGUGUGAGGCCGCGAUGGCCCUAGUGCACUGCGCCAUUCGGAAACUUGAUUUCUUGGGACUAUUUCAUCUGUUCAAGUUGUUCCUUCGCUACUGCUACGACCCGGAAGACCCCAACCAAGAUUUAUUCGCUCAUACUUACGUCCCAAAGCCUAAUGACUUCUCUGACCUGGCGGAAUACUUUGUUCGAAAGGUAGCCUCGUUCAUCGCAAUAUCCCAAGUGCGGUUUGAGAACGGCAAGACACCUUCAGUGGUUCGUCAGUUCCUUGUCGACCAACUUCGUUACAACGACAACACAGCCAAUCCAUACUCGGACGCGUUCUACAUAUGCACUAUGAUUUCAGCUGUUGCCUGUGCAACUGUCUCGAUUGCUCCUCCAGAACGUGGUGAGCUCCUUCGCGAAGAAGUUCAGUCGGAGCACACCACCGAGGAUGCCAACUUGAUGAAGCAGGCGAUUGACGAGGUCAGCAGAUAUCGGAGCAUGGACAGAUUGAUCCCAUCACCGAAGAACGUAGUCACUACUGCAGUAUUGGAAUUCUACUUGAUUCUUACUACCGCGAACCUCAUCCCGAACGAUCUCCGGGUCUUCUUCCCUCUUACCCGUGAAGGUAAUUAUACUCAAGUUCGUCUCGCCGCCUUCGAUGGCCUUUUCAUGUCUAAGUGGUACACGCCCGCCAUUAUGCGCUACGUAUUGGCUGUUAUGGCAAAUGACCCAUCUCGCUUGGUCCGGAGACAUGUGGCCCGUAGCGCAUGCCAAAGCUUGGCUCUCUUGGUGUCCAUGGGGGAGAUGAAGAACUCCAUCAAGGAUACAGAGUCACUGCUCAUCGAGGAAGAUGGCUCUCUGCCAGAGAAGUCGAAAGAAGCGAAGAAGAGCGAGGUCGACAUGAUGAUCAAGGUUCUCAGGAAAGACAGAGAAAUUGGCAAGAAUGAGGUGUUGCGGGAGUUCCUGAUGUCCAUCGCACUUGCACCGGAUAUUGACCAGGAAGUACGCUGGGGUGUCAUCAAGUUGGCUGACAUUGUCCUCCGGGGAGUUGAAGAAACUCCACCGAAGGUUACUAUUCACCUACCUCCUACACCUGUGACUGAAGUCCCGCCCUCGCUUCCGGUGGUGAAGGUGCUGCCAAAAGCCUCGCGACCUCUCAAGUCCGGGGGACCGCCUGCUCGGGUGCCUGUUGUUGCAUCUACUGCGCCAAAGCUCAAAAUCAUACCUGGUAGUGUUCAAGCCCGAAGUUCUAGUUCAUCUGUCACUGCAUCCGCUAUUCCAACGCCUCCAGUUCGCACCGCCUCCAUGGCUCCGCCCCCAGUUCCUGCGAAAGCCAAAGCCAAAGCCAAGCCAAAGCCUAUGAAUGGUAUCAGGCCCCCUCAUAUCCCGAAGGCACAGUCAGCUGGAAUGAGCUUGAACGAUUUGCGUGCAAGCCGUAAUGCUCUCAAAAAGCUCAAGAUACAUAAGAGCGCAGUGCUUUUCAUGCAACCAGUGGAUCCUGUUCGAGACCACGCUCCAAACUAUUACGAGGUCAUCAAGAAUCCUAUGGACCUCAGCACCAUGGGUGCCAAAGUCGAGGCGGGCAUGUACAAGGACCGUUUUGCCUUCGAGGCAGAUUUCCGUCUUAUGAUAGCAAAUGCGAAGCAGUACAACCCUUCCGGAACGUACGCCCACACCGAGGCGAUUUUCUUAGAGACGUUUUUUGAAAAACUUUGGAACCGCAUCCACAAGACUCUUGAAGCUGCUAGCAAGAAUGCAGAGCCUGCGCCUGAGAACUUGCCCACUAUCGUAGUGAAGAAACCUGGAACUGCUGCGUCAAUGCCUCCUGCGGUCACAGCCCCGCCACCUCCACGAGCAGAGUCGGAGGCCCCAGCACGUCCGAUCAUCAAGCUCAAGGUUGGUGGUCCACAAGCCAAGACACCGCAAGCAGAGCCCUCGAAGAAGGCGGCGGAGCCCAAGGCUUUACAGAAACCCAAACAACCUCGCAAGCCCAAAGCCAUUGACGAGGCACCUCCGCCUUACGUCGAUGAUGGAUCCCAUGACCUGCUGCAAGAAGUAAUCGCUAUCGAGCGAGAGAAAGACGAGGAGAAGCGCACCCGGAAAACCAAGGAUCCCGUUCGGGAAUCACCUCCCCCUGCAAGAGUUUCGGACAGUGGACCGCCCGGAAAACGCAGAAAGACGAGUGCUGACGACGAUAGUAACGAGAUACUGAUGUUAGCCCCGUCCCUCUCCAGGAAGGAAAAGCCUGGCGUUCCCUCUUUGAGCUCUAGCACUCCAGCUGUGGAGCCGUCCGGUGCGCCUGCGCCUGCGCCUAAAGUGUCUCUUGGCAAACCGAAGAAAGAGAAAGCUGUAAAUCUUCGCGAUUCAGAAUCCGCCUCCGAACCUCCGCGCACCUCCAUCAAGGGCAAAGAGAGAGAAGUUGUGCCUAGCAAUACCCCGACGCCAUCAAAGCCUCGCAAGGUGCAGGCAUCGGCUCCACUCAAUGAGAAGAAGUGUCGGGAAAUUUUAAAGAUUCUUCUCAGGGUUCCAGAGAGCGUUAUAUUCGCUCAGCCUGUAGACCCUGAGAGAGACGGAUGUCCUACGUACUACGAGGAGAUCAAACACCCGAUGGACUUUGGUACUAUGACCCAGCAUUUCAACGAGGGCAAGUACUCAACCAUGGAGGACUUCCAAAAAGACGUCGAGUUGGUGAUCAGCAACUGUCGAAAAUUCAACCCACCCACUACGUACCCCCUGGAGAAAGUCUUUAAGAAAGAAUGGUCAAAGGUGAUAGAGAAGAAGCUUUCAUGGACGGAGAAGAGGAGCUUACAAGCACUGAUGACUCAAUUGGUGAAGGAGGACGUCUCUUGGGUGUUCCGAGAUCCUGUCGAUCCUGUCCUGUUGGGCAUCCCGACGUACUUUGACGUCAUACCGAAGAGGGAUGCAAGAGAUUUGAGAACGAUCCGCCAGAAGUUGGACACUGACAAGUACGACUCGACGGAAGCAUUUGAGGCAGAUAUCAACCUCAUGAUCCAAAACGCUAUUACCUUCAAUGGCGCGGACUCUGAGGUCGGGUACAUUGCAGUUGCCCUGCGUGACCGGGUCAAGGAGCUGUUUGGUGGUGCCAAGGCGAGUACAGGGACCAAGAAACGCAAGGAUGGCGAGAAAGGGACACCUCAGCCGUCGAAGAAAGUGAAGCUCGGCUGA
Suillus subalutaceus is the source of this 5475-nucleotide messenger RNA. RefSeq lists its product as uncharacterized. The transcript is spliced from 20 exons. Gene Ontology annotation, molecular function: transcription cis-regulatory region binding; RNA polymerase II general transcription initiation factor activity; chromatin binding. Gene Ontology annotation, cellular component: transcription factor TFIID complex. Gene Ontology annotation, biological process: transcription initiation at RNA polymerase II promoter. NCBI's taxonomy places the organism in Eukaryota, Fungi, Basidiomycota, Agaricomycetes, Boletales, Suillaceae. The coding region runs from base 1 to 5475 and encodes 1824 amino acids. The record is from RefSeq and is a predicted model, not a curated record.